AUGCGUCUCAAGGGCGCCGCGUUCGGGCUUGCCCUCGCAGCACUGCCUCUUGGUGUCUUCUCGGAGCUCGUCACUAUCACGGCCUACAAACCGACUUGCGCGGCACUCUACACCACCGUGGGAGCGAGUGGCGGCGCCAGUACAGCAACCGUCGGCCUGUCCACCGUCACCGUCACUCCGCUCCCAUCGCCAUCCGUCUCAGCUCUGUCCGACUCGGCGUUGAACGCGGGCACACCCUUCGUGAUCUCCGUCCAGCCCCCGACCUAUGGCCAGAGUGGACAAGCGGGCACUGUCCGAUACUUGACAUAUGGCGGAUACACCUCGACGAAUGCGAGUGAAGCUGCUGAGUACCGUAUCGUCAACGGCACUCUGCUGGAAGUCGGAGGCGGCUGGGUCUCGACCGACGGAAAUGUCGACAGCAUGCCAUUCGCAGUAUCUUCCACCCUCGGAUCCAUCGACUCUCGCUUCUCUUCCGAAAACUCGACUAUCCAAUGGAUCAACACUGCGUUCGAUGACGGUGCUGCACAAUUCUUCUCGGUGCCUGCAGGCAAUGGCGGCUCACAGAUCGUUGUCCGGUUCCGUGGGCCACAAGAUGCAAGCUGGACUCCUGUAGUCUUGGCUGCUACGUCCCCUGCUGGCCUGGCCAUCGAGCCUGCGGCCACCACGCCUGCCGGAUCUAUGGUUGUCUCGACUGUCAUUUCGAUGGGAAGUAUGACCAUUCCUUACACUACACCCGUCACCCAAUCUGGUCCAGCGGGCUAUUCAGCCCCUCCCGCUUCGUCUUCUGUUCCACCGCCUGGCUACUCUUCCGCUCCCGGCAUCUCAUCUGCUCCCGCGAGCUCAUCAAGCAGCGCUGGUACUGGAGCCGGCACUGCGCCGGUAGUGGUUCCAUCCACCACCACUGCCAAUGUCUCCCCACAGGGUACUUGUGGAGUCAAUGGCUUCAACUGCUAUGGUGCUCCCGCCGGAAACUGCUGCAGCGGCUAUGGAUUCUGCGGCAGCGAUCCGACCUACUGCGGCCAAGGAUGCCAGCCAGAAUACGGAGAUUGCGAUGAAACCACACCCUCCUCUGCAAUGGUCCCGGUGCCUGGUACCAAUAGCGGAACUUUGGUGUACUCGACCAUGAUGGCUACCUCAAGCGUUGCCAUGGUCUCUAGCUCCCGGCCAGCUCCCUCAUCCAGUGCUCUGACAUCCAUCCCCGUCAUCCCAGUCAGCUCAUACCCAGCAUGGAGUUCUGGCGCUCCAAGCUCAAGCCAAGUUGUCGUACCUCCUGUGUCGAGCCAGGCCCCGAGCUGGAGCCCUUCGCCCGUCUACAGUAAGAGCAUGUCUGUGUCUAUGUCCGGCUCUGUCAGCGUCACCUUCUCGCUCACCCACACUUGGACUUCGAGCGUCGCGGUGUCCUUGCCGGCCUACAGUACUCCGGGUCAGCCGAUCGGUCCAGUCAACCCACUCACGUGGAGUUCUGAUGCUAGCGUCUGGUCUUCUGUGGCGCCUGGUGCCCCAUCGUAUGGCGCCUCCUCAAUGAUGGAGUCGAGCAUGCCGGCAGGGUCAUCAGCAGCACCAUCGAUGUAUUCGUCCGUGCCACCCGCCUACUCCAGCUUGGCAUCUGUUGCGUCCUCGAUUCUCUCCGUGGAGUCCUCCGCACCCACCCCCGCGCAUUCCUCGCCGGCUCCGCCUGCAUACUCUUCUCCUUCCGCACCAGCCUAUGCUUCUCCACCGCCGCCUGCAUAUCCCUCUGCAGCGUCUUCAAUGCCCGGUAUGGCCAGCAGCAGCGCUCGAGCCUCGUGGUCUCCAACGACCACUGCAUCGUCGCGAACCAGCACUGCUGCAGGCCACACAGGAACUCCCUCCAUCUGUCCCAGCUCCAACGGACAGACCUAUGUGGACUGGACAGGGGGUGUGUACACGAUCGCGUGCGGCAGCGAGUACAACGGCGAUUCGCAGAACGGCCCCGUCACGAACGUGGCCAGCUUCGAAGCUUGCAUGGAAUCCUGUGACGCGCUCGGUACUGCGUGUAAUGCUGUCGUCUUUGAUGGCGGCAAUGGGAACGGCAACUGCUAUAUUAAGCCGAACCCGGGCGAUUUUGUUGCUUCUAGCAAUGCCAAUACCAACGCCGCCCAGCGGUACAGGGCUCCUCUGGCUGCCUCGAGCUCGAGCGGUAUGGCAAUGUCUAGCUCGGCGGCAAUGUCCAGCUCCGUGGGUGGCAUCUCCGUUGCCCCAGGCAGCCCUCCUGCAUACCCAAGCUCGAGUGCACCUAUGGUACCAAGCUCGUCCAGUGUGGCGUCCAGUGUGGCGAUGAUGAUGUCUUCCAGCAGCAGCAGCGCCGCUGUGCCACCAAUGUACGGUGGUCCGUCGGCCAGCAGCUCCACGAUGAUCCCGUCCGGACCACCAGCCUACAACAUCGCACCAGCCGCGGCCACAACCCAAGCCCCAUCCUCGACCGUCCCCUCCACUUCGACCUCCUCCGGAGGCUGCGCCGCCGGCGCAAGCACCUACCUCGCCCUCCCCUGCCCGACCUUCUGCAGCUUCGGCGACGUGGACACCUCCCUCGACCAAGACGAUUCCUUCUGCGAAGUCGACACCCCGCAACCGGUGCACUGGUACACUCAGACCUUCACCAAGACCUACCCGGGCAUCAACGGCCUGCUCGGCUUCGGCGCCGGCUCCUCCCAGUACGCCCCGGACGCCAUGCCCGACGCCAACCUCGCCAUCCCCGCCGCCGCGCCCAUCUGGACCGACCAGCUCGUGCAGGGCGACUACGCCUCCCCCCGCCAGGGGAUUUACUACCAGCUCGACGACGCCGGGGUUGGCUUUGAGUGGUAUACCAUCACCGGUGGCGAUCCGAGUCAUGCGUACCAUUAUACGGCGCGCUAUAAUUAUUCUCUUCCCGGGGUGGUUUCGUACACGUACUAUAAUGUCGGCAAUGGGUAUGAUGGGAAUCCAGGCUUGGUGGGCAUUCAGGGAUGUGAGUUGACUACCACCCUAUUUCAUCCUCUCAUAUCUUUCCCCCCCCCCAUCCCCCUCUUUCUCCAACCCAUUCUACUUGUUUUUUCAACUGACGAUCACUGACUGAUUUCUUCGAUUUGUUGUCAUAGUCAACUCCUCCGGCUCUCUCGUCGGUUACACGUACAGUCUCGACACGGCCUCGCUUUCCGUCGGUAUGACGGUGACGUGCGAUACGAAUGCCAAUACUUGUACCCAGGCGGUGUGA
Molecule: messenger RNA, 3211 nt
Organism: Lecanosticta acicola
Lineage: Eukaryota; Fungi; Ascomycota; Dothideomycetes; Mycosphaerellales; Mycosphaerellaceae
Source: the annotation of a GenBank genome assembly